Messenger RNA from Rubroshorea leprosula, 1722 nucleotides. The record is from the annotation of a GenBank genome assembly. Lineage: Eukaryota; Viridiplantae; Streptophyta; Magnoliopsida; Malvales; Dipterocarpaceae.
UCAGAAUUUCUAUCGGUUUUAGUUCGAAUUACUGACUCAAUACUCCACCAUAUUCACCGUCUGCCGCACAGACAUGGCGGCCGCACUCUCUACUCCGAUCGACUGGAGAAAUUUGAGCUCAAUCUCUACUGCACCACGCUCCAUCUUGAAAUUGAAGAGAAAUCUGCCUUCAAGGAUCUCCUGUAGUAAUUACUCAUGCUUGGAGGUUCGAGAUGUUUAUUAUCGACCCCCAGGGACACAGCUUAACCUUAUAAAUGGAGUUAGUUUUUCCCUUCCUGAGAAAAGUUUUGGGUUAAUAUUUGGGCAGAGUGGAAGUGGGAAAACAACUCUCUUGCAGCUUCUUGCAGGAUUAAGCAAACCAACAUCGGGUUCUAUUUACAUGCAGAGAUAUACUAAUGAAGGAAAACCAAUUCAAUCUUCGGAAUCAUUAGUCCCAGAAAGAGUAGGAAUUGUUUUCCAGUUUCCAGAGAGGUAUUUUGUGACAGACAGUGUGCUUGAUGAACUUAUAUUUGGGUGGCCAAGGCAAAGGGCCGGGCCUCAGCUCAAGGAGCGUUUAGCAUUAAAUCUGCAAAGAGCAAUUAACUGGGUCGGAUUGAAUGGGAUCUCCUGGGACACAGAUCCUCACUCAUUGAGUGGUGGCUAUAAACGUCGUCUUGCUCUAGCAAUUCAGUUAGUAAAAGUCCCAGAUUUAUUGAUAUUGGAUGAGCCCCUUGCUGGACUUGAUAAUUUGAUGUUUCCUUCUUCCCUCAACCAAUUCAAGUAUUCGACCCAAUAUUGGAAGGCGCGUGCAGAUGUUGUGAAGCUUCUGAGGCAUCUAAAGAAAGAAUUAACAAUACUUGUUGUCAGUCAUGACCUCAAAGAGCUAGUGGCUCUAGUUGAUCUAUCUUGGAGGAUGGAAAUGGGUGGAGUUCUGAGAGAAGAGCGCCUAAAGAUUUAGUUUGUGGCUAUGACUCCCUCAUCAAGCUUUACUGUGAGGUUUGACUCAAAUGCUGCUAGAUCUUUGCAUGUACUUAGUACUUACUCAGAAAACAAAAACUUGUUUUGAGAAAAAUUUAAAAAUGAAAUUCAAAUAACAAAACUUAUCAUAAUCAUCUCUGCAUAAUAGGAGUGUACAUGAAACUUAGUGCAGAACUUUAUUGGGAAAUGUGCAAGCAUUUCCAUUACUUUGUAAGAGCUUUCACAUUUACAAAAUAACCCCAUGGAUACCCAUGUAAUAAUACAUAGUGCCGAACUUUAUUAUUUCACUGAGGGAGAUAAAAUAGAGUCUGCUUCAUAUUCUUCCUCUUUCUUUUGAGUUUAUCACUACAUUCACUCAGGAUCACACAAUGACACAGAUUGUACUAGAUAAUGGCAUCAGAUUGACAGCUCUUACCCAUGAAGGAUGAUGGCUACCAUAUCUUUGUUGCAGCAUCUUCACUCCAAUUCCAAUAUCAGGUCUACAGUGCCAGGAGAAGAAGAGUCUCAGAAUCUAAAUUUUAGAUAAUCUAAUCAUUCCACUACUUAAUAGUGGGCCCAGCAUAGUACAUGUGCUCUUUUAUGUGAAAAACAUAGAAAUUAACAAUGAUAGUCAUCUUGAUCAAUAAUCGUUGAUAUAUGUCUGAUACUCUAUUUAUUAGACAACAGCUCUUUCUUAUAGAGUGGUUGCAGUUAUCUUAUGUGAAAAGUGGGAUGCUGCCUAAAAAAAAAUCCUAAAUCAAUUGUCAAUAGAAGUUAAGAUUCAUG